ACCACGAGGCCGUGACGGCGCUACCGGAGUGUGUCGAAUAGUAGCAGACAGCUGGCAGCUAGCGCGCGCCAGACUUCUCGUACUUUAAACGCGUGUCGUACGUGGCAUAGGGUAGAGUGCCGUGCGAUUGGCGACGUGCCGAUCGGUUGAAACAGGGGUAAAUUCUCGUGAAAAAGCUUCUCUCGCUAUUUCGCUAAAGUUAUCGUCGUGGUACGUCGAUCGAAUGACAACGAUAUAAGAUGUCACUGUCGGCCGCUGUUUGCCAGAGUCGGUAAUAGAUGCAGUGAACAACGCAACCUGAUAUCACGUGAAAGAAAGAAAGAGAGAAGCAAACUCUUCUGCAGGCUUUUAACGUGAUUUGUGUAUUUGAUCUUCCCAUUCCGUAUAUGUACUCAAAUUAAAAGUCCGAAAUUAAAAUUUUCAAAUUAAAAAUUAAAAGUCUCAAAUUAAAAAUUAAAAGUCUCAAAUUAAAAUGCGAAUACGAUAUGCUGUGUCGACAAUUAUCGUGAUGUCAUUUACGGCUAUAUAAAAAACCUCGUUGGGAAGAAAAUUUUGCAACUGCAACCGAUGACAUUGCCGGUUUUCAAAUUAUAAGAUAAGAAAAAAAAUAGACAAAAGUGAUAAACCUCGUUGGAAUCAGCGAAAGCAAAUUCGUGAAGAUUUUUUGAAUUCGCUCCUUAUUGUGGAGCAGUCAUCGUUAUUGCGAAAAACAAGUCUAAAUGUGUUCGAUAGCGAUGCCGGCCGAUCUGAUCCUGGGGCAUAAUCCUCCGGUAUACAGUUCUUUGCUGUAUAGCCCUUUGGUAGUAACAGCACCGACGAUUACCAGCAGGUCAGUGCCACCCAGAAUCAGACCAUGCCUUUCCUCGGGAUCUUUGACUCUUAACACGCUUCAAAACAACAAUGGAAAUAGCAAGCAGAAGAAACGGGUAGUAUUCGCUGAUGAUCGUGGCCGUCCGCUUACUCAGGUUCGCGUAAUGUCAGAACCUAGCAACGUGCCACCAUUAUGGAGCACGGCUUACGUAGCAGGCCUCACCGGUGGUUUGCUCCGUGCGUCGAAGGAGAAUCAGGAUACGGCGCAGGACACUACGUCACCUUGGCAGGUGGCCUUCCCACAGCCGGCGAGCGAUUAUCUCGCCUUCCGCCACAAACUCGAUCAGGAUAACGUCAGUCUGGAGAACGUGAUCGUGCGGGAGUCUGAGCAGUGCUUAGUGGGUACGGUAAAGGUCAGAAACUUGACCUACGAUAAGGAGGUUGUGGUGAGGGCCAGCAGCGAUUGCUGGUCCACUCACGAAGACGUGCAUUGCACGUACGUGGAGCAGCCUGGGGCAUCGGUCCUCAUCCUCUAUGACACCUUUCGUUUCCGGCUGACGUUGCCGGUGGCGUCUAAUGUUGUCGAGUUUUGCGUACGAUACCGCGCUGACGGCAAGGAGUCGUGGGAUAACAACGAUGGCAAAAAUUAUUUGGUUCGCAAGAAGCAGGAGUCUCGAAUAUCAGUUAAACGAUUCGAUAAUUCGUCGAUAACGUGUAACGGCCUCUCGAGCAACAACGGGAUGAGGGAUGUCCCACGCAUUACAGAUGCCACCAGAAUGAACAUGCGCACUUGGAGCGAGUUCGCAUCUUGGCAUCAUUUAACUAACGAUGCUCCCUACUGGUGAAUCUUUCGGGGAGACUACCUCCUCGUCAAUACGACGUACGAAGUUGUACGCAAAUUCUUCCACUUGCUCUUUCGAUCUUCAAUCGCAGAGAUGUAGAUCAUGCGAGAUCAUGAGGUAUCUCGCGACGCAUGUGUCAGAGAAAACGGAGAAGAUGAAUACGAGACGAGAGGAAAGAAGUUACGCUCGACAAUCUAAUUGAGAACGAGGAACAAGAGCGCGACGCGGGAAGAAAAUCAAUCCGCGAAGGACGAUAAUGAACGCAGCGGACGAACGCGCGGAUAACGUAAUCUGUACGUGUUCACGUAGUGGGAGGGAGCAGCUGAGCGGAGGUCAUUUAGUAAGAUGUCUGUAUAAAAAAUCAUGGCUGUGAUUUGAGCGCCUAAUUUGGGCGCAACCACCACCGUAACGCUGAGCGGCGGUGAUAUAUUUACGCGAAGCCACUCGCUGAACGGCGAAAUGGCUCUCCAAAUAUGCUCCUUCAACAAUCUUCCGCUAGCACGGCAGCAUGGCAGCACGACAGAUCUCGAUAACGUCACGAGUACAAGUUUUUUGGCAUCCGCGGAAUCGUAUGAAAUCGUCGAGGUCACUCGUCCGCUUCCCGUUUUAUAUCAGCUACGUUCAUCGACGCGAACAUCGUCAUUUCCUCUUCCUCCUUUUUCUCUUCCUCUUCUUUAUUUCUAGGAUCUUCGAUUCUUCGGACCUGAGGACACCCAUCGAGAACAAGCUUCCAUUCUUGAGUUGAUCAGAUCUCGCUGCUCUCAUUGUAUUGGCUAUAUUAUCGAUAAUAGUCUUAAGCUAAGCUCCGUUUCUUUCUUCGUAUGUUUCUUCUUCUGCUUCAUUAUUUUCUCUUUUCCUUUUUCCAUUUCUUAUUCCUUAUUUUUUCCUAUAUCCUCGACACGAUCCUCUCUAUUAAAAAGUAGAUUUACGAUUAGGUGUGUUAUUGUUUUAUAAGUAUAACGAAGACAUAAGAUGUAUUUAGUCUAAUAAAACUUUUGUAUAAGCAAACAAUUACAGCUAUCCUGCAAUUAUAUCGCAACGUAUUUUGGCGUAUGGAAUAAUGUACAGCUAUUCUGUAGCGUCAGCAUGUGUAAUUCGCUUUUCAUGCAACACAAACAUUUGAAACACAUUUUAAUUUACAAGUUUUUAAUAUCUCUUUUGGAUUAUUAUAUCAUGCGAAUAAUGUUAUAGUCAUUAAAAUUUGUAUUAUGGCCAUUUAUAAUGACUAUAAAUUACAAACUGCAGCCGAUAUGAAUAUUAUCAACAAAAAAUAAUAGAAUAAUAAUAAUAAUAAUAAUUUCAGUCACGAGCAAUCUUAUUCUUUGACUGGUGCACAAUGUAACAAAUUUAUAUCAUAAUCUCUUCGGCGUGUACCGUUUUGCGAUCAAACGGUAAAUUAUAUAAGGCAUUUUAUAUAACUUAUACAGCAUAGAAAGAUUGCAGGAACAUUGCAUAGAUAUUACACGGAAACAUUGUAACAUUCCAUAUAUGUUAUGAAACAUUGAUGCAACAUUGCCGCAAAGUUGCAGCAAUGUUGAAAUACCCGCUCUUAGAAACGUUGUAAUGAAACAUUGUAGCAACGUUACGGUAAAAUGUAAUAUAAUGGUUGCAUUGAGCAGAAGAAGCAGCUUUCCACUGUACUGUUAGUAGUUUUGUAACUAUUGUAAGAAUUUCUGUUAAGAGAUACUUAGCGGUUAACACUUUUCCAUCCUGUUUAUUAAGUGGUCCGACGUGUUAAAAGUAUAUACUUUUAACAUAUGUUAGAAGAAAUAGCGACUGCUUAGUAAACAUGUUGGCGUAAACCACCAAUGUCAUUCAAUAGAAAAUCUUACAAAGUUACUAGCAGCUCAUAAUAAAGUUAAACUGCGUUUUUUUGUUAAAUAUACAAGUAUAGGUAGCACGUAAUAUGGUUUGUUCUUUUUAGUUGACUUGACUGCACUAGUUCAAGAAAUAUACACAGACUAAAAUAUGAGAAUUUCGUACAUAUGUUUUAUAUGCUUUAAUAUGUAUAUAAAUUUUUUAACUAGCGUAGCCACUUCAGUUGAAAAGAACAGACCAAUAGAUAAUGCAGCAUGCAGACGCUAUGAAGGCAUAAUAAAGAUAUAAGAAAAUAUAGACAUAAGUGAAUACUUGUAAUGAUCCACAUAAGCGAUCGUUACUAAACCGAUUAGAGAAACGCAUAACAACGCGACCGCGAAGAAAAAGAAACGCGAAAAGACAAUGCGUCCUUCCGGUAAACACCGAGACCGCCGAACAUCCGCGGUAAAUA
Odontomachus brunneus is the source of this 3921-nucleotide messenger RNA. RefSeq names its product protein phosphatase 1 regulatory subunit 3C-B (gene Gbs-70E). Bases 720 to 1655 code for a protein of 311 amino acids. Gene Ontology annotation, molecular function: glycogen binding; protein phosphatase 1 binding. The record is from RefSeq and is a predicted model, not a curated record. Gene Ontology annotation, biological process: regulation of glycogen biosynthetic process. NCBI's taxonomy places the organism in Eukaryota, Metazoa, Arthropoda, Insecta, Hymenoptera, Formicidae. Gene Ontology annotation, cellular component: protein phosphatase type 1 complex. The transcript has 6 exons.